Myripristis murdjan (pinecone soldierfish) is the source of this 1296-nucleotide messenger RNA. RefSeq names its product small fragment nuclease (gene rexo2). Gene Ontology annotation, molecular function: 3'-5'-RNA exonuclease activity; nucleic acid binding. The coding region runs from base 34 to 888 and encodes 284 amino acids. The transcript has 7 exons. The record is from RefSeq and is a predicted model, not a curated record. Lineage: Eukaryota; Metazoa; Chordata; Actinopteri; Holocentriformes; Holocentridae. Gene Ontology annotation, cellular component: mitochondrion.
UUUACGACAGUUCAGGUCGGAAGCCGCCCCAGGAUGCCGGUGUGUGUGCGGACCGCUCCGGCAUGGGCUCUCCGUGCCGCGGGGUUUGUUUGCAGACGGAGGCAGCCGCUCCUGCGGGUCAGCUCGGCGCAGCCUCGUAGGAACCUCUUCUCCCGGGAUCUGGUGCAGCGCGACGCGGGGAGCACAGCAGGGUCGCUCCGUGACGCCGCCCGGACAGCAGCGUGUGUUUUUGACGCUUCAUUUUCCAGAAGGAGCGGCCGCAGCAUGUCGACCGGCGGCAGAUCCGACCCGGCCAUGUCCCAGAGGAUGGUGUGGGUGGACCUGGAGAUGACAGGCCUGGAUAUUGAAAAGGACCACAUCAUUGAAAUGGCGUGCAUCAUCACAGACUCUGAGCUCAAUAUAUUGGCAGAGGGACCCAACUUGAUAAUCAAUCAGUCAGAUGAGCUGCUGGACGGGAUGUCAGAUUGGUGUAAAGAGCAUCAUGGCAAGUCAGGGCUGACCCAGGCGGUGCGGGACAGUAAAAUCAGCCUGCAGCAGGCCGAGUACGAGUUCCUGUCCUUCAUCAGGCAGCACACCCCACCUGGACAGUGUCCCCUGGCCGGUAACUCGGUGCAUGCGGACAAGAAGUUCCUGGACAAGUACAUGCCGCAGUUCAUGUACCACCUCCACUACAGAAUCAUUGACGUCAGCACCAUCAAGGAGCUUUGCAGACGGUGGUUUCCAGAGGAAUAUAAGAUGGCGCCUCAGAAGAAAGCAUCCCACAGAGCCUUGGAUGACAUCCGGGAGAGCAUUCGUGAGCUGCAGUUCUACAGAGCCAACGUCUUCAAAUCCCCAACGCAGGAGAAGAAACGCAAGAUUGUGGAGAACGGAGACAGCAGCAAGAGCUGAUCGAGAGCAUGGGUCCUUCCAUCUGCAGUAUGGCUGUGUAAUUUGCAAAAGGAAACCGAUUCAGUUGAUUAAAAAGAAAUAAACAAAAGUGACAUGAUUGUGACAUGAACGCUUUUAGUUCCUGUUAUGAUGCAGAUUGAGAAUGAGCCUUUCUUUCAGCAUGGUCCAAAGGUUUAAUGUGAAUGUUUCAUUGUUUAGUGCAAGAUUGUCGUAAAAAAGCUUAUUGAAAAGAAAGCUACUUGUUCGAAGUUAAAUCCUGAAGAGGAAAAAAAACACCUUUUCAAAAUCACCUAUUAAAGACAAAAGUCUUGUAUUUAUGUAUCCCUUAUUGUCUGCAAUUGACUUAUCAUUUCCCUUUUUUUAAAUGAAACCAAACAGAGAAUAAACUCAAUUGUCCCUGAGAAAAAA